GACCCCCGGGCGCAGGGCGGAGAGCUCCUCUGUGCGAGCCCCGGGGCCGGCAGCCAUGCCGCGGGCAGCGUGGCCCCAGGAGCCCGUGACCUUUGAGGAUGUGGCGGUGUGCUUCUCGCCGGCGCAGUGGGCCAGCCUGACCCCCGUGCAGAGGGCCCUGUGCAGGGAGGUGAUGCUGGAGAACUAUGCGACCGUCGCUUCACUGGUGGCAUCUUCACUCCCCAAACCUGUUCUUAUCUCUCAGCUGGAGAGAGGGGAGGUACCAUGCGGCUCAGGUCCCUGGGACACCGAGAACGGUGUCAGCUCAGGUGCUGAGUCCUGGCUCCCACGGGAAGAGCCGCCGAUAAGGCAGAAAAGCCCCGAAGAGUCGGCGUCGCAUGGACUGCCUGUCGGAGGAGGACUCUCUGCAGUUGUGUCUGAGCACUGUGAUGUUAGACACGAGGCAGCGAGGCCGACUCCUGAUCCAAAUCCAAAUCUGAUAUUUCGAGGGGGAAUGAAGUUCUAUGAAUGUAAAGAAUGUGGGAAAAUCUUCAGAUAUAACUCAAAACUUAUCCGGCAUCAGAUGAGCCACACUGGGGAAAGGCCCUUUAAGUGUAAGGAGUGUGGCAAAGCUUUCAAGUCCAGCUAUGACUGUAUCGUACACGAGAAGAACCACAGUGGGGAGGGGCCCUACGAGUGCAAGGAGUGUGGCAGGGGACUGAGUUCCAACACGGCCUUGACCCAGCAUCAGAGGAUCCACACGGGGGAGAAGCCCUACGUGUGCAAGGACUGUGGCAAGGCCUUCCGCAGGAGCGCCGCCUUCCUCCAGCACCAGAGGCUGCACACAGGGGAGAGGCUCUACAAAUGCAAGGAGUGCUGGAAAGCCUUUGGUUGCAGGUCACUGUUUGUUGUCCACCAGAGGGUUCACACUGGGGAGAAACCCUACCAGUGUCAGGAGUGUGGCAAAGCUUUUACUCAGAAGGUAGCCUCCAUUCAGCAUCAGAGAGUGCACACUGGAGAGAAGCCCUACGCGUGCAAGGUGUGUGGGAAAGCCUUCAAAUGGUAUGGAAGUUUCAUUCAGCAUCAGAAAUUGCACUCGGUGGAGAAGAAGCCUCUCAAGGCUGCCGGGCCGUCCCUGGCCGGUCUCCAGCUGCCAUCCUCUGCCUUAGCUCCUGCCGCUCUCCAGGGGUCCUGCUCCGCCCCAGCUGUGGCCGUACCUCCACUCACCUUCCCACGAGCUGUGCUCAUCCCUGCCUCAGGGCCUGUGUUCAUGCUGCUGCCCACACCUGGAACACCUGCUUCCGCUCCCCAAAUAGUCCGAGUCUUGCAGGCUCUGACACCCUCUGUGAAAGCUUGUCCAGUUGCUCAGUCCCAGUCUCCUCCAUCUUGACCCUUACCUUGCCAAAUCUUGAACUUCACCUGAGUUUCUUAUUUGUAUUAUUUCCUCCCCUUCCAUGUGUUAACAACUGUUUCAGCAUAAACUCCACUGAAGUCUAUGAACACUAGAAGAUUACUGGGUAAUACAUUUUUUUUUCUUUUGGGUAGACAGUGAAAAUACUUAACGUUUGCAUUGGUCCCUUUUAGGCUUGACCAGCUGUGGCCAUCUGCAUCGUGGGGUUGCUGGUGUUAGAAGUGCUGGGACGACGCCAAGGUGUGUGAGGGAAGUUUGGGAAAGUUCACAUCUGUGUGUUAGACCAUUGUUCUUAGAGGGAGAAGCAGCCAGCGAAGAGCAGGGGAAACACAAGCCCUGUGGGAGCAGAGUUGGGGCAGGCUUCCCAGGAGGGCAGGCAGGGUAGGGGGCCAGGACCCAGACGCUGGAGUGAUAUAACCUUUUAAAAAUAUUUUUAAGAUUUUUUUAUUAUUAUUAUUUUAAUAGGCAGAUUUAUACAGAGAAGGAGAGAGAAAGAUCUGCCUACUGGCUCACUCCCCACGGGCCACAAUGGCUGAAGCUGAGCCGAUCUGAAGCCAGCAUCCAGGAGCUUCUUUUAGGUUUCCCAUGCGGCCACAGGCUCCUUUCCCAGCCAAAAGCGAGGAGCUGUUUAGGAAGUGGAGCAGCCGGAACAUGAACCGGCACCCAUAUGGGGUCCUGGUGCUUGCAGGGGAAGAUUAGCCAAUUGAGCCAUUGCAGUGGGUCCAGUGGUGGAUAGUCAGUCUGGCACAGAUCACAGAGGAGCCUGUGAUCUAUGCAGAAGAGUUGUGACACAGAUACUAAAACAUCUGGUGGGAG
Molecule: messenger RNA, 2206 nt
Organism: Ochotona curzoniae (black-lipped pika)
Lineage: Eukaryota; Metazoa; Chordata; Mammalia; Lagomorpha; Ochotonidae
Product: zinc finger protein 621-like
Exons: 5
Coding region: 56-1369 (437 amino acids)
Biological process (GO): regulation of DNA-templated transcription
Source: RefSeq, a predicted model, not a curated record